AUGGCCCUGGCCGCCUUCCUGGAUGAGCUGCAGGCAGAGGCCAGCUGCCCCGUGUGCCUGGACCCCCUGCGAGACCCGGUCACCCUCGACUGCGGCCACAACUGCUGUGGGCCCUGCCUCCGCCAGCGCUGGCAAAGCCUUCAGGACGUCCUCCCCUGCCCCAUCUGCCAGCACCACUGCCCCUCCAGGGAUGCCCACAGGAACCCCCAGCUGUGUGCCCUGACGGACCUCCUGAGGCAGCUGCCCUCCUCUAGCAGCCAGGGCAGGAGGCAGGAGGAGGAGGCCCUGUGUGUCCAGCACCACCAGGCCCUGGCCCUGUUCUGUGAGGAGGACCUGGAGCUGCUGUGUGCCCAGUGUGGGGCCUCCUCCCCCCACCGGGGCCACCCCCUGGUACCCCUGGAGCAAGCUGCUGCUCAGCACAGGGAGAAGCUCAAGAGCUCCCUGGAGCCCCUCAGGAAGCAGGUGGAAGAUGCUGAGAGGGGCUUAGCCACGCAGGUCUCCAAAACGCAGGAACUGAGAGAAACGGUGGAAGCUCGAAUGAGUGAGUUGUACUUUGAAUUCGCACACUGUAAGAGUUACCUGGAUAAGGAGAGGGAUGCCACUGAUACCCGGGUGCUGAUGGAAAUGUCUCAUGUUUACAUGAAAGUCACUGAAGGCAGAAACCAGAUGUCAGACUACGGCGCCACACUCAAGAGUCUGCUUCGGGAAAUCAGCACCCAGUGUGUGCAGACAGACCUGGGGUUACUGAGGGGGGUCAGAAGCAGCCACCUCCAGUGGAGCAGGUACGCUAACCUAGAGGCCCCAGCAGCCUAUUCAUACAAAUGCAAGAUGACUUUUAGUCUCUCCCCACAUUACAUUGGUCUGCAAAACAUCAUGGACACGUUUCAGGUGGAUUUGACUCUAGACCCCGAGACCGCGCACCACAACCUCAUUAUCUCACGAGACAGGAAAUCCGCCAUCUUUACCUACGAAAGGGUGGCACCGAACGACGUUGCUCAUCCCAAGGCGUUUACCUCCCGUGAGGCUGUCCUGAGCGCUCAGGGGUUCGAGGCCGGCAGGCACUUUUGGCAGGUGGACAUCCGAGGCGCGGGUGUGUGGUCCCUGGGUGUGUGCAAGGAAUCUUUCCCCAGGGAUGCCCUGGCACCUCCCUCCCCCUGCAAUGGCUGCUGGCAGUUUCAGCGGCCCACCGGGACACGCCUCCACUCCCCUGUGGCAGCAAAACUUCGAGUUGGCGUUUUCCUGGACUACGAGUUGGGAGAGAUUUCCUUUUACAGUUUGAGUACCAGAUCCCAUCUGUGUACGCUGACGGGCACCUUCACAGACAGGCUCAUCCCCUAUUUCUCCCUCGGACCUUGUUCUUCAUCAUUUUCCAUGACUCUAGUCACAGAUGAGAGCUGA
Talpa occidentalis (Iberian mole) is the source of this 1398-nucleotide messenger RNA. Its product is annotated as tripartite motif-containing protein 60-like. Gene Ontology annotation, molecular function: zinc ion binding; protein binding. The coding region runs from base 1 to 1398 and encodes 465 amino acids. The record is from RefSeq and is a predicted model, not a curated record. The transcript has a single exon. NCBI's taxonomy places the organism in Eukaryota, Metazoa, Chordata, Mammalia, Eulipotyphla, Talpidae.